UACCUAUUCGCCAUAUAUAUCCUUAUCUAAGCCUGUUAUCUCUUUUAUCUACAACCUAAUUAUGUUUCUUUACCUUCAUCCCUUUUUCUUCUGUCUUUUCCCAUUGUCCACACCAUCUAUCACUCCCCUAAUUGGACACCUUUCCGCUCUAUCUACCAUUAUUUACGGCUGUUUUUUCUUCAUUUAUCUCUUUAACAACCAGCCUAAUUAUAUUGUUUCCCUUCAUCGCCUUUCCUUUGACUUCCCUCAUUGUCCACAGCUCCCCCACCUACCCCCUCACCAUGCUCGCCUAAUUGCACACCUUUUCGCUCUAUCUGCCCUUAUUUACGCCCGUGUAAUCUUGUUUCCUCCCUUAAUUAAGGUUAUUUAUAGGGUGGACGAUGACUCGAGGGAGAGAAGUGGUGGUGACAGGCGUGGUGACGGUGCUGGUGGCGGUGGUGACGAUGGUGGUGGUGAUGGCAGGCGUGGUGACAGCUACGGGACCCACAGAACCUUCGACGACGCUGGCGGGGCAAGGCGUGAGCGAGGUACACAAAGAGGACCUUGCCGUGCUUACCUGGGGCGAGGCUGAAGAGGGAGGUGAUGAGAAAUCUGACAAAGGCGAGGAAACUGAAUUCUCCAACGCCGGUGAAGCUGACGAGGGAAACGAGGGAGAAGCUGGAGGUGACGAUGCAUUAGGAGAUGAAGGAAAGAAGGAAGGAAGGAAAAUCGACGGUGAUGAUCGUGAAGGAGGAAGAAAACGAGGAACUGCAGGAGAAAGGAAAGGAGAAGAUGAGAAAUAUAUGAGGAAAGGAGAGAAGGAAGGAAGGAAGGAAGCAAGCAAGGAAGGAACGAACGAACGAAGAAAGGAACGAAAGAAGGAAGGAACGAAGGAAGGAAGGAACGAUGACAAGAUGAACGAAGGGAAUAACAGAAGAAAAGACGUGAACGGAGAACGGCAACGGAAAAACAAAGAAGGAAGUAACAAAAGCGAAGCGCAAGACAACAAAACAAAAGACGAUAAAGAAGAAAAGAAGAAAAAGGAAGACGGUGAUAAAAACAAAGAAAACAACGAAAGAAAACACAAGACUGGAGACCGCAAACCCCAAAACGAAAGAGGAAGUGACGUAGACGAUGAACAAGACAACCAAAACAACAAAACAAGGAACAAGAAAGAAGAAAAUGAUAAAGGAAACGAAGAAAUAAUCCAAAACAACGAGAAGGAUGAGAAAUACGAUGACAAAAAGGCUGUUAAGGUCUCUGAGGCGUACGAUGAGGACCAGGGAGGAGAGAGGAGAGUGAGGGGGGCUAGUGAGGGAGGUGGAGAGGCAGGGAGUGAAGGGGGAGUGAGGGCGUGGCUGGUGGUGGGGGUGGAGGAGGGGUUGCAGGCGGGUAGAGUGGAGGAACAGCAACUACGAGACUCCGCUGCGUUUUUUAAUUACGUCAUCCAGGUUCAGCUGGACGGGGAGGAGCUCAGGUGUGCCUCAGGUGAACACGACGACACCCUCCUUGUCUUCCUGCCCAGGGCCGAGGGCGUGGUGCAGGGCGCUCCAGGGGUAGUGGCUGCGGCGUUGGCAGAGGCAGGGGCCGGUAUCCUGCUCCCUGACUUUCACCACCACCACCACAACGACGAUAACGACCACUACCACCACCACCACCACCACAGCGACGACCAUCAACAACAACAUCACCACCAGCCACUCUACGCUCUGGCGGGGUGGACGAGGCAGGUGAGGGAGGCCAUGAGGAAGGCAGGCGUCCCAUCCCUCACAGCCUUGGCCAGACACCUGCACGAGAACGAGGCGAUGCGACGGAAGUGCAGAGCUAAGGUGGACAAUCUCAAUCGGGUGUUUCAUGUUCUGGGGGACGAAUCUACGGUGGGUGAAGGGCCGCUGAGUGUCGUGGGGGAGGCGGAGAGAUACAGGGUGAUAGUGGAUGGUCGCACGCCCCCUGUUCUGCUCGCCACGCCCUCUAGUCCCCACGCCCGCGCCCUCCUCCUCGCCCUCUCUGACUACAUCACAGGGCGGCUGCAUCCCCGGCACGGCUGCGUCUCCUGUGUCGAGCAAGGUGACUGGAGGCCCUUGACGGAGGAGGACGAAGAAGGGGAAGAGGAGGAAGAAGGAGAGAAAAAGCCGAAGGAAACGAUGGAGGGUGGAGAAAAAGAGGAGAUGGAGGAGGAGAAGGGUAACAAAAUGGAGAGAAUGAAGGACAAGGAUGAGAAAGAAAAAGAUGAGAGGGAGAAAAAGGAGAAGGAGGAGAUGGUGGAGGUGGAGGCGGAGGUAGUGGUGGUGGGGGUGUUUGUGGAGGCGCCUCAACCCUUCCUCACCGUCAGCCUCACCUCCAUCCUCCGCAGCGGCCUCCACCCCGACUCCACCCACUUCUUCGUCUACAACCAGGUGAAGGAGUACGAGGCCCAGGUGGUGGAGUUCAUUAAGGACCUCAGGGAGACAGGUGCGAGUCACGUCACCUUGGGCGAGCCUGUACCUGACGCGCUAACGAUGGCGAGGCGGAAAAACGAGCUCCUGGACGAGUGCAAGAGAUUGAGGUGCGCUUGGUUCCUCCACUGGUCCACCAUAGCCAUGCUUAACCCAGGCAUCCCGACGAGACUCAUGAGGCACCUGUCCAAGACUCACCUGGCUGCCACUCACCUGCCGCCCUUACCCACCUCUACUGCCUCACCUACUCCCUCAUCCUCCACACACUCCUCAUCCUCUACCUCCACCACCUCUUCCUCUUCCUCCUCCUCCUCCUCCUCACGUCGUUACCUCCGCCCCGUUCUCUCUCCGGGUCUCAGGGUCCAACAGGGAAUCGAAGCCACGUUCACAAGAGAUGUUGGAGGAGAGAACAAUAUGCCAGCUCAUUCCUGGGACCACGAGGCCAUUAUGAGCGGCAAACCCAGUGUCAGAGGGCAGUGGCAUGCUAGCUGCGUCAAGGAAGUGUACCUCAUACCACGGGAAGUCCUGGAGCACCUCACCUCACCAUACACACCUUCGCGUCACAAGGACUCAAACAUCGCCUUCUGCGCCACGCUCCGAGAGGCUGGGGUCCCUAUGGUGGUGACUACGGCCAUUCCUAACCUCGGAGCGCUGGUGAACUCGACAGGAUGCACCACCUCCACGCACGACAUCACGAACUACCUCUCCAACCCCGACCUGUGGAGGUUUAUCUAUCUGAACCCCGCCUGGCAGGAGAUCCAGACUGGGAAUUUAUCUCAAGUGUCAAGGCCGUGUGACGAGGUAUACCUGUUUCCUACCUUCACUGAUCGCUUCUGCAUUGACCUCCUUCACCUGGCAUACUCCAAGAAUAAGUGGUCAUCUGCCCUGAAAAAGGACCCAAGGAAGAAGUCACCGGGGAUUGAGUCAGUGCCCACCGUGGACCAAUGGCUCUCUGACCUCGACAUGGGGGAGGUCAUAAACGCUCUGAUGGUGGACGUGUUUUAUACCCAACUCAGCAUUUCCUUCCCCUACGGCAACAAGGACAAGGUGGUGAUGUCCCUGCUGGCAAGGUUCCGCCCCCACGAGCUUCCGGGGCUUCCCUCCCACCACGACGCCUCGACUGUCACCUUCCACGUUCAUCUUACCCCGACGGACAUCUACCAGGGCGGGGAGCUGGAGUUUCCGCGCCAGAAGUGUCGCGUGAAGGCGGACGUGGGCGAGGUGAUGGUGUUCCCCGGCCGCCUCACGCACCCCAAGAUCCUGCACCCGGUGACGAGCGGCGAGCUGAACAAACUCAUCAUCCACGUCGACCUCCGCAUACCCAUGACUCGGCACCAUUAACUAACGGGCGCCGACUUGUGUUUAGUGUCAGGCGCUGUUCAUUAGUAAUCAUACGACUAUCAAUUAUGUAUCAAGAUUCAUACGCUAUAGUUGCGCGUGAUGUCGGUGGUCAUCUCGUCUCAGUGUCCCUUGACCCUGUGGUGGAGUAAAAACACUCCCGCUGGGGAUAUAAGGCGGGUGACAUCCACGGG
This is a messenger RNA of Eriocheir sinensis (Chinese mitten crab), 3946 nucleotides long. Its product is annotated as procollagen-lysine,2-oxoglutarate 5-dioxygenase 1-like. Gene Ontology annotation, molecular function: iron ion binding; L-ascorbic acid binding; oxidoreductase activity, acting on paired donors, with incorporation or reduction of molecular oxygen. The transcript is spliced from 14 exons. Bases 381 to 3755 code for a protein of 1124 amino acids. The record is from RefSeq and is a predicted model, not a curated record. Lineage: Eukaryota; Metazoa; Arthropoda; Malacostraca; Decapoda; Varunidae.